Messenger RNA from Cercospora beticola, 2102 nucleotides. RefSeq lists its product as uncharacterized. The record is from RefSeq and is a predicted model, not a curated record. Lineage: Eukaryota; Fungi; Ascomycota; Dothideomycetes; Mycosphaerellales; Mycosphaerellaceae.
AUUCUCGCUGGGAAUUUCCAGUGACUGACGUCGACCUCAAUAUCCCUGCUCUUGGACAUUGAUCGGUCCGGCACAAUCUUCACAUGCGACUUGCAUUGAUCAGGACAAGUGAGGUGACACAGGGAUGCCAGGCGCAAACGAAGAGCUCACUUCUUAGUCACUCAUCUCACGUGGUUCACAACCUCCAAUUCGUUCCUAACAUCCACCUCGACUUCUGUGCAGACGACACUGAGACCUAGGAACUUACACCAUUCACCCACGCCAGUGAGGUACGGAACAGUGGCAACGGUGACGCUGCGCUAGCGCGAUCACUCCGCGACGAGUUGACAUCGACUUUGAUUUCCAGACGCAACAACGCUACCUCAGAGCGCUUUCGUCCUACCAACACCAUGUCGACAGCAGGACAAAGUGUCACUUCCACCGAGGGGCCUAGCAACUUGUCUGCCCAGCGCUCAGCAUCUGAUGCAACAAGUUACUCAACACCGCAAUCGGAAGGAUUCCGUGGACUCGAAGAGGUUCGCAAAAUGUCGCGAGCCAAUUUUUGUAACACUUCGUUCCGCAACGGUUUCCAAGACAUCGCCUUCUCCUCAUAUGUCAAACGAGCUCUCGAUCACCCGGAAGCACGAACGAGUCAUGUCAAGGAUGUUAAUCUCCGAGAGUUUCUAGUGAAGAAAACAAUUCAGGAAAGUCGGACCUUAAAGAGUGAUCCCGAGUACGAUGCCCUCCAUUUCGACAUUCCGCCAACGCCGCACAUUGCGCCUGCAGGAUAUGAUGAGAUCCACCUCAGAAAUGUUUUCAACCAUGACAUCGCCUUUGCAGCACUGAAGCACACCAGAGCGGAGAAGUUGAUCGAAGAUCACGGACUGGUGAUCGAGUACUCUGUUGCUGAUGCCCACUUUCUGACCAUCUUCGGUCAUCUUCGCACUCCAUCACAUGAUCCAGCAUUACUGGAGGGCAUUUCGUCAAACACCAGCUAUGAAGUCUACCACGACCUGCGAAACGGCGUCGAUAUUGAGACUCAAUUCUUGCACUUGGGCAUCGAAGGCCAUCUUGACCUGGGCGCCGAGAUUCCUGAAUACGACUUGCCACACGUGGAGGCUUUGCAUGAUGUCUACAAACGACCUUAUCUGGUGCGCCGCAUAGAGGACUUGAAUUUCAUCAAGGCAUGGGAGAGUCUGACGAAGUCGGAUUGCAUGAUGUGGUAUGCCAGAGAUCUGAAAGCAGACAAGUCUGUUUGGGUUACGGUCUCCUUCCACGAUGCGAUUCGAAAGGGGGAUGAUGGUGACAGAUUGGGCUUCACGAUGGAUUUGAACACUGUUACUCUUCCGUAUCAUUGCGAUCUGGACGGUGUACGGAGAGAGGAGGCGAUUGAAGCACACAGAGAGUUUGAGCGAAUGAAGGCGGAGCGGGAGGCAAAGGAGCAGAAGGCGCUCGAGCGAGCGGCGAAGCUGGACGCAAAGUUGAAGGUGGAGCUCGACCGAGUAGAAAAGCGGAAGGCACGGGUUGCGGAGAAGAAGAAGGCCAAAGAAGAACGAGAGGCAGAGGCUGCGACGAAGCAGCAGACCAAGCACGAGCAGAGUUCUAUUCCACCGGCUACGAAGAAGAGAAAAGUCGAAGACGAGCGAGAAGUACCGGCGGCGAAGGAUCAAAAGAGCGAGCACGAGCAGAGUUUGGACUCACUAGCUGCGAAGAAGAGAAAAGCCGAAGACCAGCAAGAUGCACAGGCUGCAAAGAAGCGAAAGACCGAGCAUGAGCAUGAGCACGAGCAGAGUCCAGACACACCAAGUGCGAAGAAGAGAAAAGCUGAAGACGAGCAAGAACCACAAACUGCGAAGAAGCAAAAGACCGAGCAUGAGUCGAGCUCAGGCACACACGCUGGGACAAAGAGAAAAGCUCAGGACCACGAGAUUGCACAAGCUCUGAAAAAGCAGAGGACAGAGAACAGACACAGCCCGAGUGCACAAGUCGUGCCUGGACGGCCGCAGUCUCAGCAGUCUGCGCUGAAACAACCCAGCAUGGAGUAGAAUCAGACCGUAUGAUGGAGACCGAUAGCCCCCUUCCCAUCCAAGAGCAUUCCACAGAGUGGCGGCCCUUGUUUAGCA